AUGGAGAUCGGCCUAAUGCAACUUGUCUCAGGUGCUGCUGCCCACCCUGGCAUCAUCCAGCUGCUUGACUGGUGCAUUGGGACAUCCAAGAUAGCAUUAGUCAUGGAGUUGCUGGAUCCAUCCAUGAAUCUCACAGAGUUCAUAAUGAACCAGGGUGGAUUCCUAGCAGAGGAGAAGGCCAAGUCGAUUUUUUCCCAAGUGGUGGAGGCUGUCCAACACUGUCACUACUGCUGGGUAUUCCAUGGAGAUCUGAAGCCCGACAACAUCCUUAUUCAAACCAACACAGAGAAAAUCAAGUUGAUUGACUUCGGGUGCGGCACUGUGCUACAGGAGAAUGAGGACUACACUCAUUUUCCUGGGUCCCUAUUGUACGCCCCACCUGAGUGGUUCAUGCUGAACCGUUACAGGGCUGUUCCAGCAACAGUG
Polypterus senegalus (gray bichir) is the source of this 426-nucleotide messenger RNA. Its product is annotated as serine/threonine-protein kinase pim-2-like. NCBI's taxonomy places the organism in Eukaryota, Metazoa, Chordata, Cladistia, Polypteriformes, Polypteridae. The annotation marks the transcript as partial. The transcript has 2 exons. Gene Ontology annotation, biological process: protein autophosphorylation; negative regulation of apoptotic process; regulation of mitotic cell cycle. The record is from RefSeq and is a predicted model, not a curated record. Gene Ontology annotation, cellular component: cytoplasm. Gene Ontology annotation, molecular function: protein serine/threonine kinase activity; ATP binding.